GGUUUUACCGCUUUUAACCCGGCCGGCGGCGCGGGCGCUCCAUUCCGCCGCUCGCUGCCGCCCGCGCCGGCCACUUGCUACUAAUUAUAAUUAACAGAGUAAAUAGAUCACGAUGUACAAGUCCUUCAUUCUACUGUGUGUUGUUUACUGUGUUGUCAUAGAGGCCCGUCCAAAAUGGCAGUUCCUCCCUCCAGUGCCCGGCUACGUGCCCGUGUACAUCCGCACCGGCGACACUCCUCUCGAAGAAAUCAACCCCGAGCUCGCCGAGGCCUUCCACGCGCUGCCCGCCGGCCGGAGCGCCGGCAAGGAACUCGAGGCUUCCCCGGAAAUGCCGGAACUUGCCGACCAGCCAGAAAUUCCGGAGCAGCCCGAGAAACCUAGUAAAAUUGAAAACGACUCCCCCAUCGACCAUCGCCCUUACGAGAAGAAGAAGUCGAAAAAAGCCAGCUCUGAGAUCGCGAAACCGAUUGAGCGUAGAUAAGCUGUUUUAGAGUUAAGUAGUUUGUAAUAACCGUGACUGAUAUGAGUAUUUGUUUUAUAAAAGUAAGAAAUUUAAUAAUACGUGCAUUUAGGUGUAGCAUUGAGUUUUUUUAUGAAAGCCCAAGUUCGAGCGAAAUGUACCUAAUUGAGCUACGAAGGAAACGACAAAAAUAUUGUUGAUUGGAUUAUCAAUUUACUUACCUAAUUUUGGCCAGAUUGAAAUGACUCUUUUAUAAAACAAAUACAUAUGACUCGUGAGCGCACACACUUGGACCCCGGUUCGAUACAGCGGUGCUGGGACCGCAAAACAUAAAUACUCGAGAUCUUUGCAGUGUUAAUAGAAAAAGCCGUAUAUCAUUAAUAUUUACUUUGUAGAGAUACGACUUUUUGGCUUAAAACAGGAGAUCUGUUAAACCCCAGAGUGAAGUUAGAUACGUAAGUUUUUCCUUUAUUUAUUUCCUAAGACGUACUUAAGCGAGGAAUUUUUCGAUCAAAAAUAACCGACGGCUUGCCGAUAUUUUAUGUAAGUUAUUUUAUGUUAUUUUUAAUUUUGAGGAAAUAAAGUUAUUUAUUUCAA
Molecule: messenger RNA, 1057 nt
Organism: Cydia pomonella (codling moth)
Lineage: Eukaryota; Metazoa; Arthropoda; Insecta; Lepidoptera; Tortricidae
Exons: 2
Coding region: 113-481 (122 amino acids)
Source: RefSeq, a predicted model, not a curated record